AUGUUGAUAGCGGUGCUGGUGGCGAUCUUGAACGUUCUCACUAUCGGGCAGGCUGACUCGGCCACGAAUGCCCUGUACCAGUGCGGUAUUCGGAAACGUUUCGGAAUACAACUGAUUCAUCAUGGGUGGAUAGCGGAAAAGGGACAAUGGCCGUGGCACGUCGCUUUGUAUCACCGCACAACCGCCCACGGAAGCGAGUACCGAUGUGGAGGCACGCUAAUAGAUCAACGUCACAUCCUUACCUCCGCUCACUGUGUCGUCCGGUCUAAUGGAUAUCCGAUGGCUGCGGAAGCGAUAACAAUCCAUCUCGGUCAGUAUGAUCUUCAGGAACAGACGGAUCAGGUUCAAAUAAUGUCAGUAGCUGAGGUGCAUGUUCAUUCGGAUUUUGAAACCAACCGAAAUGAUAUCGCUCUGCUGGUCUUGAAAUCGACAGUUCAAUAUUCCGAUUAUGUUAUUCCGAUCUGUUUGGAUCGGAAAGCUAAUAGUAGGGACGAAGCCAACAAGCUCGAAGGCUUACGAGGUUCGGUUACCGGAUGGGGUCAACUGGCGAACGGGUCACUUCCGCGGCAGUUGCGUACUGCCGAGAUGCCAAUCGUAAGUCACCUGGAGUGCGUUCAGAACGACCCGGUUCUGUUCGGGCGCUUUUUGAAUCCCAGCGUGUUCUGUGCUGGUGAUAAAAAUGGAACGAGCGUUUGCAAAGGGGACAGCGGAGGUGGAAUGUACGUUAGCGAAGGCGAUCGCUGGAUUUUAAAAGGAAUCGUUUCGUUUUCCGGAUUGGAUAAGCAUAGCAACUGUGACACUUCCAAGUUUGUGGUGUUUGCUAAUGUCGUGUACCAUCAUUCUUGGAUCAGUAACUUGACACGUACCGAUGCUGAACUUGUGAAGCCUAUCUCUAGGCGAAUUAGCGAAAUUGAAUGUGACAAUUAUAAAUCCGUUGCAAAGAAAAAAGGAAACGGAAUUUGUUACAAUUCAAGAAACUCUCACUCGGUUGCCAUUUGGUAUGAGGGAUCCCAGACAGCCUGCUCCGGAGUCCUUGUGAGCGAAAGUUUUGUUCUCCUACCGUGUCAUUGUGCUAGUUCCCACUUCAAAUUGGACUUCGUUCGAAUAGGAGACGCAUCGGAUUACAAAGUAGGAAACGUAACAUGUCAUCCAACCUACAGUCGGCGGUCUGCAUAUCAUGAUCUUGCACUUAUUCAACUGGAUACGGCAGUUCGUCUUACACCGGCAGUUCUGCCAGCUUGUUUGGCAAAUAAUUGGACAGAAAACCUGUACGAAACAUUACUGGUAACGGGACAUGUUGGAAAUGAGGCACGACCAGAGUUUCUGGAGACUGUCGAAAACCGUGUAAUCGCAAAAGAUGAAUGCAACCGGAUGAACAUUUUUAGUUCCCAACGAUGGCGCGAUGGCAUUUCCGAAGGCGAAGUGUGUGUCCUGAAUGACGAUCCUGAAAGGGAGAACUCUUUUCGACUGCCGGGAGCGGCUCUGCAAACGAUGAGCACCCGCACCUGUAUGGUUACGCUUUUGGGCAUUCAGAUUGGAACGAGUACAGACACUCUGGCACAAUCUAUUCCACCACUGGAUGUGUACAGCCGGGUUGCUCAUAACCUGGACUGGAUUGAGCAGGUAGUGUGGGGUGUAACGGCUGACGACGAACUGGGAAUACCCGGAACAACCGAACCGGUAAUCGAAACUGAGUUGACAACAUUACAGUCUAGUGCAGAUCCAUUGAAUGCACUGAAUCCAGAUUUCGUUUAUCCAGAUCAUCCAGCGCUGAAUCGAACAGACAGCUAAGACAGACAACUCGGAAAGAAAUAAUCCAUCUCAAUACCUAAUUCAAAAUAGUUAAAAAUCCUGGUUGUAAAAUACAGAAUAGGGCUUUGAAAUUAUACAAAUAAUUUAAUUAGUUAAGAAGCGUUUAGUUUCUUAAAUUUUUAUUGAUACUGUUCGGUUGAUUGUUCGAUGUAAUAAACGACUUAAA
Molecule: messenger RNA, 1978 nt
Organism: Sabethes cyaneus
Lineage: Eukaryota; Metazoa; Arthropoda; Insecta; Diptera; Culicidae
Product: serine protease 53-like
Exons: 6
Coding region: 1-1791 (596 amino acids)
Biological process (GO): proteolysis
Molecular function (GO): serine-type endopeptidase activity
Source: RefSeq, a predicted model, not a curated record